AGUUGUGCUCGUUGAGGCGCGCGCAAUUUAUGCCUUGGACGCGUACAUUCCGCGUCCGCGUUUUCAUCAAAUAUAGCAAUAUAGCUGCUCCCAUAAGUCAUAGUCUACAAUACAUCCUCUCUCUCUCUCUCUCUCUCUCUCUCUCUCUCUCUCUCUUUCAUCGGAUUCCAAUCAAACAACAAUCGUCCUUUGCUGAUCAAACAUGGGUGGUGGAAAGGAUAAGCAUGAUGAAUCUGACAAAGGGUUAUUCUCACACCUUGGUCAGUAUGGUUCCUCUGGAUACCCUCCAGGCCAGUACCCUCCGCCUCCUGGGGCAUACCCGCCACAAGGAGGAUACCCGCCACAAGGAGGAUACCCUCCGCAAGGAGGAUACCCUCCACAAGGCUAUCCGCCUCAGGGGCACUACCCACCUCAAGGCUACCCGCCAGCAGGGUACCCUCCUGGUGCUUACCCACAAUCUGGAUAUCCUGGCUCAUCUGCUCCACAUCAAUCAGGACAUGGCUUGGGGGGAUUGCUAGCUGGGGGUGCUGCUGCAGCAGCUGCUUAUGGUGCUCACAAUCUCACCCAUGGCGGCUCACACUAUCCACAGGGCUCACACUAUCCACAGGGCUCCUACUAUCCACAGGGCUCCCACUAUCCACAGGGCUCCCACAUGAAUCACGGAAAAUUUAAGCACCACGGCGGCAAGUUCAAGCACGGCAAGUUUGGGAAGCAUGGGAAGCAUGGGAGUCAUGGUUAUGGGGGGGGAAAGUUCAAGAAGUGGAAGUGAUCCCGUUUAUGGGGGUGAAUUCAGUCUUGUUGACUCUAUAAGACAAUUUCUGAUCCUGGUUUUCUAUAAAUAAACCAUACUUUUGUAUGAUUUCUGUUGCAAGUAUUUGCGGAAGUUGCAGGCUGACAUAAUUACGAUAUAUAUGUUUCUUCUAUUAUUUGUCGCA
Messenger RNA from Alnus glutinosa, 935 nucleotides. Its product is annotated as glycine-rich protein A3-like. The transcript has 3 exons. The coding region runs from base 203 to 769 and encodes 188 amino acids. Lineage: Eukaryota; Viridiplantae; Streptophyta; Magnoliopsida; Fagales; Betulaceae. The record is from RefSeq and is a predicted model, not a curated record.